AUGACUUCCAAACAAGUGGCCUUUUGUGAAACAGACCCAUUAAAACCCCCGGCUACAGCAACUGUCCAGUAUGGCAAUGACGACAAUUACGUGGACGAUUUCGACGCUUCUUCGGAAGCCUUUGUGUCCUUAAAGACAGAGUCUUUUGCGGGUUCCAAUCGCGACGAUGACGAUGAAGCCGAGGCCGCCGAACGAUUGAGUGUCCGACUCCUUGCCGUUCCGGAUGACGAUGAAGAAGCACACGAUCGGAUCUUGCGAGAGUCCUUGAAUUUCGUGGCGUUGUCGACCGAAGCCCAAAAACGAAAAUCGAUUCGCGCGCAACAACAAGCCGGUGGACGCAUUGGGACCAUGGUGGUCAUUGUCCUCAUUGGAUUGGCAUUGUUGGGAGUGGCACUCUAUGCCGGAGCCAAAGUGAUUGGACCUGCCAGUCAACCGUUGGGACCCUACGAGUUGGUAGAGAGACAGGAAGGAGAGGAUUUCUUCAACUUUUAUAGCUUUUAUGAAGGCCGUGAUUCUGUGGGGUCCAAUGGAUACCUCAUGUACAUUAACGAAGACAAGGCGAAAUCCAUGGGGCUGGCCAAUGUCACAUACGAAAAGGACGUUCUGGACUUUUAUGCACAGCGAGAACACGACAAACAACAGGGCAAGGUCAUUGGCGAUGAUGAUGAUGACGACAUUGAUAUUGCCAUGGAAGGUGCCACUCCCCCACCCGCCGAUGCGUCCAAAAAGGAACCCUUCAUUUACAUGGGAUCCGCUCCUACGGAUGCCGGUCCUCGUGAUUCCAUUCGAUUAGAAGGAAAACGACGGUUCAAUCGAGGAUUGUUCAUUAUCGACGUCCGACACAUGCCCGCCGGAUGCGGUGUCUGGCCCGCCUUUUGGUUAACCGACGAAGCCAACUGGCCCGUCAAUGGAGAAAUUGAUAUCAUUGAAGGCGUCAAUUAUCAAUCGAACGCCAAGACGGCACUCCAUUCCACCAAGGGAUGUGUCAUGGAUGACAUUCCUGCCGGGACCAUGACGGGAGGAUGGGAUACCGCCGUGGGCAUUCCCGAUCGCAAAACGGGCAUUCCCGACAUGACCAUGCGAUAUGCCCAAAAUUGUUUUGUCUACGAUCCCCAUCAAUGGCUCAAUCAGGGAUGUGUCGCGGUCGAUGAACGCAAUGGAACCAUUGGUAUUCCACUGAAUCAAAAGGGUGGUGGAGUCUAUGCCUUGGAAUGGGAUCCCAUUUAUCGGCAUAUGCGCACGUGGGUCUUUACACCUCACAAGUCGGUACCGGAUAAUUUGAGAGAUGCCAUUCGCACUGCCAAUCUACCACCGGAUCAACGCGUCUUGCCCGAUCCCGAUCUGUGGCCCAUUCCCUAUGGGUACUUUGCCAUUGGCGAAGGAACCAACUGUGCCGCGAAUCAUUUCAAAAAUAUGCGUCUUGUGUUCAACCUGGCAUUUUGUGGAUCCGUCGCGGGAAAUAGGUUUCAAAUGGAUUGCCCGGCGCAGGCGGCACAGUUUGCCACCUGCAAUGAAUACGUGGCCAGUCAGCCGGAAGAAUUGAACGAAGCCUACUGGAAAAUCAGAGGGGUCUAUGUCUAUGAACGAUCGUGGGAACGAGCCUGGAUGAAGUAA
This is a messenger RNA of Seminavis robusta, 1614 nucleotides long. The record is from the annotation of a GenBank genome assembly. Lineage: Eukaryota; Bacillariophyta; Bacillariophyceae; Naviculales; Naviculaceae.